UGACAUAUCGGUAUCUCGUGACCUAUGACGACAUAGUGGUCGAUCUACAGGCUCAGCGUAUAUAACGCUCAAACCGUUUGUUCACCGAACAGAAGCUCCACCCAUCACAGCUUGAAAUGCAAGAUGUUUUGCCCCGUGGGGUCCUGUCCGGGCAUCAAGUGUCAUCCCCUCCUGUUGUACGUAUCAAUCAUUGUCAUCAUAUCCGUGACGGCGUACCUCAACGUGUCCAGCUUCAAGUUCGGUUACCAUAGCAACGACCUUGGUGGCGUAGGCCAAGCGGCCGUCUCCGACGUGGUAGGUGAUUUUAACCCCGUCGUGUGCAACACCUACAACGUGACGUCGUCGAAUCCGAUGAACGUUUUCCUUGUGAAAGGAACGGCCAGAAUAGAACGUGGUAACAUUUCUACACUGACAAGACAAGCAGCUGAUUUAUUCCCUGGCAUUUUCGUGAAUAGGAAUUCCUUCUACCUUCUGGAAGGUUCAAAGAUGAAACUGACAGCGUGUAUUGACAGCGGAAGCAAGGAUAAAAAUGUCCAGAUUAUUGUGCUCAAGGGAACUAACUCCUGGAACGCCUGGACGUUAGGCGGGUGUAAUGGCUGUUCAUUGCGCGUAAUUCCCUUGAGAACAGAAUGUAAAGACGGGAAUUUAAUAUUUCAGUAUAAUGUCGUAAGCAGAGACACAUACUAUGUCACGAUCACGAAGGAUAACGAUCACUCUGUUACCUCCCUUGACGUUACUGCGGAACUGGUAGUGAACCGCACGAUCUUUGACACCAGUCAUGCGCAGCAGGUAUGUCUCUCGGCAACAAAAUGUGUCCUGGAUUUGACUGCCGGUAACAGCGAAGAUGUUAUCAUAGAGUCUGACGACCUGCUGUCCUUCGGUACAGAGUGUGGGCAGCGUCUUGUGUUCUGGUUUGGAGUUUUUGCCGUGUUGCCUCUGGGUCUGGUCAUCGUGGGCGUCUUGGUUUUCCUCUCCUGUCGUAAAAAGAAAGAACCUGCCAAAAAUACAAGGGGAGGUAACUCCGCGUUUGAUGACACCACUAAAUUAGUUCAGGAAGACCAGCCUUUCGGAUACAACUCUGUUAUUAAAACAGCCAACGUUCAAAUAUCAUGAUUCGAAGGAAUAUUAAAAGCUGGGACCCUGCUUUGGAAAUGUU
Messenger RNA from Haliotis rufescens (red abalone), 1156 nucleotides. RefSeq lists its product as uncharacterized. NCBI's taxonomy places the organism in Eukaryota, Metazoa, Mollusca, Gastropoda, Lepetellida, Haliotidae. The transcript has 2 exons. The record is from RefSeq and is a predicted model, not a curated record. The coding region runs from base 124 to 1113 and encodes 329 amino acids.